Messenger RNA from Echinostoma caproni, 438 nucleotides. Lineage: Eukaryota; Metazoa; Platyhelminthes; Trematoda; Plagiorchiida; Echinostomatidae. The record is from the annotation of a GenBank genome assembly.
AUGGAAAAAGUGCUCAAUCUGAAGCUGCCUUGGCGCACGUUGCAACCGCGUUUGUGCACCAUGAACGAACAGACCCGUCAAGUGGAAUACGAGACCACAUUUGAGAAACUCAAUGUUUCACACUCUGUGGCAAAUGCAUCUACCUCGGUGACAGAGGAGUUGUACAAAAAUCGUGAUAUCCUGGAGGGCAUAUUCCGCGCCAUUGAUAAAGACCACUCGGGUCACUUGUCCAUUGAAGAGUUUACCACUGCGUGUCUUCGACUCCCGAACCGAAACAAUCUAGACGAGAAGAGCAUAGCUGAUAUGGCUCNGUCGAUCGAUUUGAACAAGGAUGGUCAAAUUGAUUUCAACGAAUUUCUCGAGGCAUUCCGCCUGGUGGAAUCGGAUCACGAUCGGUUCAUUCAAGACGAAAGUUCGUCAGACUUACGAUCAGAGUAA